Messenger RNA from Neopelma chrysocephalum (saffron-crested tyrant-manakin), 542 nucleotides. Its product is annotated as ferritin, higher subunit-like. The annotation marks the transcript as partial. Gene Ontology annotation, molecular function: ferrous iron binding; ferric iron binding. Gene Ontology annotation, biological process: iron ion transport; intracellular iron ion homeostasis. The record is from RefSeq and is a predicted model, not a curated record. NCBI's taxonomy places the organism in Eukaryota, Metazoa, Chordata, Aves, Passeriformes, Pipridae. Gene Ontology annotation, cellular component: cytoplasm. The transcript is spliced from 3 exons.
CCCGCGCGGGGCUUUGUGCGGGGCAGAGCCGCGUUCUCGCUUCAACAGUGCUUGAACGGAACCGGCCGCCCUCCGUCCGUCCGUCCCGUCCGUCCAUCUGUCCCAUCGUUCGUCCCGUCCGUCCGUCCGUCCGUCCGCCCGCCAUGGAGUCCCAAAUCCGCCAGAACUACCACCGCGACUGCGAGGCCGCCGUGAACCGCAUGGCCAACGUGGAGCUGCACGCCUCCUACGUCUACCUGUCCAUGGGCUUUUACUUCGACCGGGACGAUGUGGCGCUGCCGCGGCUCGCCCGGUUCUUCCAGGAUCAGGCUCGGGAGGAGCGGGAACACGCCGAGGGGCUCCUGCGCUUCCAGACGCGCCGCGGCGGCCGCGUGUUGCUGCAGGACGUCAAGAAGCCGGAGCGGGACACUUGGGGGUCGGCGCUGGAGGCGGUGGAGGCGGCGCUGCAGCUGGAGAAGUCGGUGAACCAGGCGCUGCUGGACCUGCACGGCCUGGCCGCCGAGAAGGGAGACCCCCACGUGAGUCCUUCCUCUGCCCCCCUC